AGGACGCACUGGGCGGAGUACAGGUGCCUGUCUGUUCAUUCAGUCUGAGCCUCAUUUAAAAAGUAAAGGAUAAUUAGUUAGUCAAGAAAUUCAAGUAGAUAAGAAUUUGAUACACGGACAGGUAACCCAAGCGUCGCUCAUUGUCCGUCCCACGAGCAUAUAAAUAUAUAUAUAAGUUGGCAGUGGAUGAGAGGCACUAUCACACAGCCUUACCUCUGCUCUGGAUCACCGGGACGAGAGACUCUUCAAAGCGCAGGUUGAACAUGUCACUUACUUCCAUCCUCUCCGCUGAAGCCAUUGAGAAUGCUGUUAAAGACUGCCAAGCUCCAGACUCCUUUUGUUAUAAAAAGUUUUUCCAACUUUGUGGCCUGAGUCAGAAAAGUCCCCAAGAGGUGAAGGAUGUCUUCCGCAUUAUAGAUGAAGACAACAGUGGAUUUAUUGAGGAGGCUGAGCUCAAGUUCUUUCUCCAGCGGUUUUUCCCAGGGGCACGAACUCUGACAGAAAAGGAGAUUAAGAGCCUCCUUACAGCUGCAGAUGAUGAUAGUGAUGGAAAGAUUGGAGCAGAAGAGUUCCAAACAAUGGUGUUAUCCUGAAAGAAUUGGUGUUAUCCUGACAGAAUAACCCUCGGUCACACUCAGUCUGCAGCACACAGACACGAGCGCUGUGGCUUCAUCUUUCCCUCUGCUUUUUACAUAGGAUUUAAUUUCAAAAUAAGCAUCAGUACAUGAAUUUGUCUUUUGAAUAUACAUGUCUGUUUUAUUGUUCCAUUUUAUUUCAAAUGACCAAUGACAAAACAGUUCAGGGAAAAGAAAAUAAAGUCACUAAAACUGA
This is a messenger RNA of Xyrauchen texanus (razorback sucker), 831 nucleotides long. RefSeq names its product parvalbumin, thymic CPV3-like. The coding region runs from base 264 to 593 and encodes 109 amino acids. Gene Ontology annotation, molecular function: calcium ion binding. Lineage: Eukaryota; Metazoa; Chordata; Actinopteri; Cypriniformes; Catostomidae. The transcript has 5 exons. The record is from RefSeq and is a predicted model, not a curated record. Gene Ontology annotation, cellular component: cytoplasm; nucleus.